This is a messenger RNA of Tremella mesenterica DSM 1558, 1293 nucleotides long. RefSeq lists its product as uncharacterized. NCBI's taxonomy places the organism in Eukaryota, Fungi, Basidiomycota, Tremellomycetes, Tremellales, Tremellaceae. The coding region runs from base 166 to 1293 and encodes 375 amino acids. Gene Ontology annotation, biological process: D-sorbitol catabolic process. Gene Ontology annotation, molecular function: zinc ion binding; L-iditol 2-dehydrogenase (NAD+) activity. The transcript has 9 exons. The record is from RefSeq and is a predicted model, not a curated record.
AUCUUCUACCAAACGUCUUUCUCUAUCUUCUAUUCAGCGUUUUAUAUAAAACAUCUCUAGACCCAUACACAUCCUCAUAGUCUAAAUCCACGAACAAGAUAUAAGUUACCUAUCGACAAAAUCAUAUCUUCACCACCGUGAAGGACAGUGUAUACAAAUACUAAGAUGAAACAAGAUAAUCCAAGUUUCGUCUUACAUGGUAUACAAGAUGUGAAAUUUGAGAAUCGUCCUAUCCCUCAACUGGUCGAUGAUCAAGUUUUGGUACAAGUUGAAAAAACGGGUAUUUGUGGGAGUGAUGUUCAUUAUCUCCUUCACGGGAAGAUAGGAACGUUCGUACUCGACAAACCCAUGUGUUUGGGCCACGAAUCCAGUGGUGUAAUCGUCAAACUAGGACCUAAAGCGGAUAAAGUUGGGAAAGUCAAAGUUGGUGAUAGGGUGGCUUUGGAACCUGGACAAGUUUGUAGGGUUUGUGAGGUUUGUAAAGUCGGAUUGUACGAGCUAUGCCCUAAUAUGGUAUUCGCAGCUACACCACCUUACACUUUUGGCACUUUGGCCAGGUAUUACGCCCUACCCGCAGAUAUGUGCCACCCUCUCCCCUCCACUGUAUCUUUCGAACAAGGUGCAAUGAUGGAACCACUUUCCGUCGCUUGUCACGCCGUGUCAACUUUGGGACAAUGCCGUUCAGACCAAAGUGUGGUGGUAUAUGGUGCUGGUCCCGUUGGUCUUUUAUCGAUGGCCGUCGCGAAAGCUUUAGGAGCUAGACGGGUGGUAGCUGUCGAUAUUGCUGAGAAAAGGUUGGAAUUUGCUAAAAAGACUUUUGCUACGGAUACCUUUUUACCUCCGGCAAAAGAACCAAACGAACUUCCAGACAAAUACUACGCUCGUGUGACUGAAACUAUAAAAUCUCAACUACAAAUCCCUUAUAUGGGUGAUGGAUCAAUAGAUCUCGUGAUUGAAGCUUCUGGAGCGGAUGCUUGUGUUGGAAUGGGAUUACAUAUUUUGAAACCUUCUGGGACUUUCGUUCAAGUUGGAAUGUCACCAUCAGAUACAUCCGCAGUACCAAUGUUUCAAAUAAUAGCUAAACAACUUCGUGUACUAGGUUCAUUCCGUUAUGGAGCACAUGAUUAUCCUUUGGCGAUUUCUCUAGUGGCAAGAGGUUUGAUAGAUUUAUCAGAAUUGGUCACUCAGAGAUAUGAGUUUGAAGAUGCUAAGAAGGCUUUUGAAACUACUAGAGCAGGUAAAGAUCCAGAGGGUAACCCCGUCAUCAAAUGUAUAAUCAGUGGACCUAAGUGA